AUUCCUUGCUUUCCGGCUCCUGAUAGAGGAAGCGUUGGUUUGUGUGGUGUGUUGGAAAUAAAUGUUUAAGCGUUGUAGUAGUUUCAGAAGCUUACACACUAUACGUUUGUUGAUUUCUUUACCAAGUAUUUGAAGUCUGGAAGAGAUCAGUUAAUCAUGGUAGGCACAAGGGUGUAUGUGGGAUGCCUGCCGCAUGGCGUAAGAGAGAGAGACCUUGAGCGCUUUUUCAGAGGUUAUGGUCGAAUACGUGAUAUACUUCUCAAGAAUGGGUAUGGCUUUUGUGAAUUUGAUGAUUAUAGAGAUGCAGAUGAUGCCGUGUAUGAACUCAAUGGAAAAGAGCUACUUGGAGAGAGGGUUAUUGUUGAACAUGCAAGGGGUAUUGCACGACGAGAACGCAGCUAUAUGGGAGUUGGGCCUAGAAGAUCUUCGUGGAUGGAUAGGGAUAUGGAUGUCCGAAUGUAUGACAGGUAUGGACCACCAACAAGAACGGAAUAUCGAGUAAUAGUAGAAAAUCUCUCCAGUCGUGUCAGCUGGCAGGAUUUGAAGGAUUUCAUGCGCCAAGCUGGUGAAGUUACAUAUGCUGAUGCUCAUAAACAACGCAGGAAUGAAGGUGUGGUAGAAUUUGCCACACGGUCUGAUAUGAAGAAUGCUAUUGAAAAGCUGGAUGAUACAGAGUUAAAUGGCCGAAGAAUUCGGCUGAUUGAAGCAACACGUCGUCGGCGACGUUCCCGUUCAUCCAGUUCGAGAUCCCGAUCUCGCUCAUACUCGAGAUCCCGCCGCCGCAGCAGAUCACGAUCAAGGUCUCGCAGUCGAAGUACACGUUCGAGAAGCCGCAGAAGCAGCCGAUCUAAAUCUAAAUCACGUGGCCGUUCAAAGACUCCAUCUCGUUCUAAGUCCCGAUCACGAUCAAAGUCAAAGUCUCCAGGCCGCUCCAAAUCGAAAUCAAAGUCUAGAUCUCACUCGCGUUCUCGAUCACCAUCUGAAUCAAAGAACAGAUCAAAGUCUCGUUCACGAUCAGAAUCAAAGGCACAGUCUGAACCCAAGGAUAGGUCCCGAUCUCGAUCAGCAAGCAACCGUGAUGAUAAAUCAAAAUCAAGAAGUAUGUCGAAGUCACCCAAAAAAGAUGAAAAGACACCAUGAAAACAUAUUUGUAAUAUUACACCAUGAUAAACAUGUUCGUAAUAUCACUAUCACACUUCAUUUAAGGUUUAGCCUAAGAAUGUUGUCAUUCUCAUCAAAACAUUUUUUAAGUUCGUGUAAGUUUAUUGUAGGUAAAAUAGGUACAUUUUACAUGUAAUUUGUGUAGCUUAAGUGUACAUGGAAGUGACAGCUAUGUGAGAACUAUUUCAGCUUUUUCAGCCAGUUGUCAUUUAGUAUGACUCACCCAAUUAAGAUUAUUUUCACUGUGGAACAUGGUUUUGACUGCUCACAGAAGGUAUAAGGAUGCAGCUUACGGUGCAUAUACUGACUAAGGGCAUUCUGGUUAAAGAAUCCCACUAUUGCGAGAAUAAAUAUGAUUAAAUGUUAGUACAAAAUGAAUGUUGACAUGAGACAUGGAAGAGAUCGAGAAAAGUGAUUCCUCCCUUCAGUUUUGUUUUCUGCUCCUACUGCAUGUCACCAUUGAACUAAACUUGUAAUUGUCAUACUAUCAAUAAAGUAUAUUGUACUUUCAAGGAAA
Messenger RNA from Schistocerca nitens (vagrant locust), 1678 nucleotides. RefSeq names its product serine-arginine protein 55 (gene B52). The transcript is spliced from 11 exons. Gene Ontology annotation, molecular function: mRNA binding. Gene Ontology annotation, biological process: mRNA splice site recognition; alternative mRNA splicing, via spliceosome. The record is from RefSeq and is a predicted model, not a curated record. Gene Ontology annotation, cellular component: ribonucleoprotein complex; nucleus; cytoplasm. The coding region runs from base 157 to 1140 and encodes 327 amino acids. Lineage: Eukaryota; Metazoa; Arthropoda; Insecta; Orthoptera; Acrididae.